AUGGCAAGCGGAAGAGCCGUCUCCUCGGCCGUGCGCUCGGCGGCUACGAUCCGUUCCGCGACCUGGGGACACGCAGCCUCGGGCCAGCGAUGCGCCGCCGCCGCCGUUCUGCCUGCCUCUCGCGCAUUCACCACUGCUGUUCUCACGAGAGUUUCCGCCGCCUCGCCGACGGCCUCUCGCCGCGGCGCGCUGCCACCGCCGUCGUCUUCUGCCGCGCGUUGGUACUCGGCCGACCCGUCGCCGACCAAGCUCUGGAGCUUUGACGAGAUUCAGAAGCAGCUGCAGACCAACGAGGAUAAGAAUGUGGUUUUCGUCGACGUCCGCGAACCGGUCGAGCUCCGCGAGACGGGCAAAAUUCCCGGCGCCAUCAACAUGCCCAUGACGACGGCCGUGCAGAGCCUGCACGUGCCCGAGGACGAGUUCGAGGAAAUGCACGGGUACCCGCGCCCGGGCAAGGACAAGACGCUCGUGUUUUACUGCAAGGCCGGCAUCCGCGCCAAGUCGGCGGCCGGGCUGGCGCUGCACGCCGGGUGGACGAGCGUCGGCGAGUACAGGGGCUCGUGGCUGGACUGGGCGGAGCACAAUGGGCCGGUGGAAAAGGUGAGUGGCGGCAAGUGA
Akanthomyces muscarius is the source of this 618-nucleotide messenger RNA. RefSeq lists its product as uncharacterized. NCBI's taxonomy places the organism in Eukaryota, Fungi, Ascomycota, Sordariomycetes, Hypocreales, Cordycipitaceae. Gene Ontology annotation, cellular component: mitochondrion. The transcript is spliced from 2 exons. The record is from RefSeq and is a predicted model, not a curated record. The coding region runs from base 1 to 618 and encodes 205 amino acids. Gene Ontology annotation, molecular function: thiosulfate-cyanide sulfurtransferase activity.